This is a messenger RNA of Phragmites australis (common reed), 1179 nucleotides long. Its product is annotated as rhodanese-like domain-containing protein 14, chloroplastic. The transcript is spliced from 6 exons. Bases 52 to 819 code for a protein of 255 amino acids. The record is from RefSeq and is a predicted model, not a curated record. Gene Ontology annotation, cellular component: chloroplast. Lineage: Eukaryota; Viridiplantae; Streptophyta; Magnoliopsida; Poales; Poaceae.
AUCCAGAUUGUCAGUCUCAACUCUUGCUCAACCUCCACCACUAGUUCAGAUAUGCAGCUACAUCCCAUCCAAAUCCACUGGGUCCUUUGGACAUUUCCUCAUCCAAAAAUAUCUCCUUUCAGUAACAAGAUCCAGCCUUGGGAGUUGGGAGCUAAGCCCUCUUCUAAUUCUCUCCGAGUCCUCCAGAGUUUUUUGUUUCUUCCUUUUCUCAUGCUAAAAAUGCUUGCAGCUAGCUCUGUAAUGAACAGCAACCUUGCUUGCUCAUCAAGGAUAUAUUCCUGCUCAGACUAUGCAUCUAGCCAUUCCUGGCGUCCCAUAGAACCCGUGAAACUCCACCGGGAGCGUGCUGCGAGGUCGCUACGUAUAAGUUGUGCUGCCACGAAGCCUGCAAAGACUCCUGCUGAAGAAGAUUGGAGAAUCAAGCGGCAACUCCUUGCAGAAAAACAGGUGCGCAGUGUUGAUGUGAAGGAAGCGCUGCGCCUUCAAAAGGAGAACAGCUUUGUAAUUCUUGAUGUCAGACCAGAAGCAGAGUUUAAGGAGGCUCAUCCACCUGGUGCCAUCAAUGUCCAAAUAUACAGAUUAAUAAAGGAGUGGACGGCAUGGGACAUUGCAAGGCGUGCAGCGUUUGCGUUCUUUGGCAUAUUUGCCGGAACAGAAGAGAAUCCUGAGUUCUUACAAAGCGUUGACGCGAAAGUUGGUAAAGAUGCAAAGAUAAUUGUGGCAUGUUCUACAGGAGGGACACUGAGGCCGACACAAAAUUUCCCUGAUGGAAAGCAAUCUCGUUUAAUUACAUGGCGUGUUCGGCUGCUGUCCCGCUGAGCUUUAGCACUUCAGUUUUCAGUGUCUGCAAGGGUAAGCCAUAAUUUUAGCAGUAGCAGUUUGAUGCAAAUCGACCAACUUAAUCACUUAUCACAAAUCACGUAACAAAUUUGGGAUGAUACAUGGGAAAGUUUUACAUACAGCUUCCACUUUAGUUUGAAAAACGAAAAUGGCAUCUUGAGACCAUUUAGUGUUUCUGCAAUUGCAUCCUUAGUAAAAAAAUAACCUAGCAAGUGCAAAUUGUUCAAGGCUAUCAAUUGGGUACCUGUUGAGUUUACUUUGAGGCAAGAUCAUGUAUGUUAUACUCACAUUGACUAGUUCUAAAUAUUGUGCUGUUCUCUCAGAGGAAGAUACAUAUCU